CAGGGCUCAAUCAACAUGUCAGCAGCAGCUAACAAGGACCAGGGUGAGAAGAAGGAGAAUCCCAUGAAGGAACUCCGCAUCCGCAAGCUGUGCCUGAACAUCUGCGUCGGGGAGAGUGGAGACAGGCUGACCCGGGCCGCCAAGGUGCUGGAGCAGCUCACCGGACAGACCCCCGUCUUCUCCAAGGCCCGCUACACUGUGCGAUCCUUCGGCAUCCGUAGGAAUGAAAAGAUCGCUGUCCACUGCACCGUCCGUGGAGCCAAGGCAGAGGAGAUCCUGGAGAAGGGACUCAAGGUGCGUGAGUACGAGUUGAGGAAGAACAAUUUCUCUGACACCGGGAACUUUGGCUUUGGCAUCCAGGAGCACAUUGAUCUGGGCAUCAAGUACGACCCCAGCAUCGGCAUCUACGGACUGGACUUCUACGUGGUCCUGGGCAGGCCCGGCUUCAGCAUCGCCGACAAGAAGCGGAAAAGAGGCCGCAUUGGUUACAAGCACCGCAUCCGUAAAGAGGAGUCCAUGCGCUGGUUCCAGCAGAAAUAUGAUGGCAUCAUCCUCCCUGGCAAGUAAAGGACGGCCUUUUUGAACUUGUUUGUAACAAACUAAUAAAAUGGAAAAAAAUACCA
This is a messenger RNA of Myripristis murdjan (pinecone soldierfish), 623 nucleotides long. It is a transcript of the gene rpl11, whose product is annotated as ribosomal protein L11. Bases 16 to 567 code for a protein of 183 amino acids. Gene Ontology annotation, biological process: translation. Gene Ontology annotation, molecular function: structural constituent of ribosome. Gene Ontology annotation, cellular component: ribosome. The transcript is spliced from 6 exons. NCBI's taxonomy places the organism in Eukaryota, Metazoa, Chordata, Actinopteri, Holocentriformes, Holocentridae. The record is from RefSeq and is a predicted model, not a curated record.